AUGUUUGAUCAAGAAGAUAUUAUUGCAAGAAAUGUUAAAACUUUUUGGCAUAUUACUGAUAUACAUUUUGACAAAGACUAUUCAGUAGGAGGAAAUAUAAAGGAUAUGUGUCACAUUAAUAAACAAAAUAUAAAUAUUAGAAAUUAUCAAAAAGCACCUUCUGUUGGUCAUUACAAUUGUGAUUCUCCAUACAGUUUAGUUGAAUCAUCUUUUGAUUUCAUGGUAAAAACCAAUCCAAAUCCUGAUUUUAUUAUUUUCACUGGUGAUAGUACACCACACGUUCGUCACUCGGAAUUAAAUAAAGAAGUUGUAUUGGAAUCAAUCAAAAACUCUACUGCUAUUAUUAAGCAAUAUUUUCCCAAAGCAAAGAUUUAUCCAUCACUAGGAAAUCAUGAUGCAUAUCCAAUUUAUCAAACAUCCCCACAAGAAAUGUUUUUAACAAAUGUUUCAGAGAUUUGGAAGGAAUUCCUAUCACAAGAAUCGUUGGAAACCUUUAGAAAAGGUGGAUAUUUUACUGAAAUCAUUGAACCUGGUCUAAGAGUGAUUUCUAUCAAUACUGCUUUUUAUUAUAUAGAGAACAUCAAAGUCAUUUUUAGAAGAGAUCCAGGAGAUCAGUUUGAAUGGUUAAAGAGAAUACUCAGUAUAGCUAAAAUAAAAAAUGAAAAGGUUUUAAUAAUUGGACAUGUACCACCUGGUUACGGUUUGAAGCCAUUAUACAAUGAUCGACUUUUAAAGUCAUAUAUUGGUUUUGGAGAGCAAAUUAUUGCCCAUCUCUAUGGUCAUAAUCAUAAAGAUAGCUACAAUUUAUAUUAUGAAAAUCCAAAUACCGAUUGGUAUUCCAAUGAGCCGGAAGGUGUCAUAUUUGUUGCACCCAGUAUUACCCCGUGGCAUAAUCAUCAUCUUAUAUUACCUCCCAACAACCCUUCACUAAGAAUGUUCAGUUUGGAUAAAGAUGCAGGUAUUUUACUUGACUAUCAUCAGUAUUGGUCGAAUCUAACUAGAAACAUUGAAAAUGGCAAUACAACUUGGGAGAUGGAAUAUAUAGCUUCCGAAUUUUUUGCAACUGGUGAUCGUGGAUUGACUCCGACCACUAUGCACGAUGCCUUUGUACAACUCGCAACCAAUUCUACCUAUCUGGAUGAAUAUGUUAAUCAUAUUUCAGUUAACUAUCCAACGCAUUGUAAUAAUCAAUGUAAAGAAAUUGAACUUUGUUUAAUAGUGGCAACUUAUCAUAAAAGUCAAAAACAAUUAUUAAUUCAUGGUUCGUUAGCUCUUCAAUUUUGGCAUAUCACAGAUAUACACUAUGAUUGGAACUAUAGAAGUGGUGGAGAUAUAAAUAAUAUGUGUCAUCUAUCAAACUCUGGCCAUAGUUUAGUUGGAGGUAGUGGUGCUUCACCUGUUGGUAACUACCGAUGUGAUUCACCAUUGACAUUGGUAGAGUCAGCAUUCAAAUUUAUGGUUACUACUAAUGCCAAUCCUGACUUUAUUAUAUUCACUGGUGACGAUCCACCUCAUGUCCCAAUGUCAGAGCUAAACAAUGAACUUGUAUUACAAUCGAUAACCAACAUAACAUCCUAUAUCACCACCAACUUUCCAAAUACUAAAAUAUAUCCUGCCAUUGGAAAUCAUGAUGUUUAUCCACAACAUCAAUUAGCACCAGGCCCAAAUUGGUUGUUAAAUAACAUAUCAGAGAUAUGGAGUGAUCUGCUGACAACUGAAUCAAUUGAGACUUUAAAGAUAGGUGGUUACUAUAGUGAAUUGAUUGAACCAGGCUUAAGAAUCAUUUCACUCAACACUGUAUUCUACUACACUCAAGACAAUCAAUGUGUCAAUGAGACUGAUCCUGGUAAUCAAUUGUCAUGGUUAUCUAAAACAUUGGAAUCUGCUAAAUCAAACAAUGAAAAGGUUAUGAUCAUUGGUCAUGUACCACCUGGUUAUAAUGAACAUUAUAAUAUACCAAAUUUCUAUGAACAAUUUAAUGAUCGUUUUUUAAGUGUAUUCUCCAACUAUUCAGAACAAAUCAUUGCACAUUUCUAUGGACAUGAACAUAGUGAUGCCUUUAGAUUGUAUUACGAGGAUCAGAUUACAGAUUGGUCAAGCACAGUACCUGAUGGUGUGAUGUUUAUAACACCAAGUUUAACGCCUUGGCUCAAUCCUAACCUACCGGCAUUUCCAAACAACCCAUCACUUAGAAUCUACGAAAUCGAUUCUGAGAGCUAUGCACUACUAGACUACCAACAAUAUUGGUCGAAUCUAACCGACAACAUCAUCACUGGCCAAAUAGAUUGGCAACUGGAAUAUGUUGCCUCUGAAUUCUACCAAUCCAACAACAACCCACUAAACGCCAACACUAUGUAUCAAGCAUACCAAAGAAUGUUAUCGAACCAAACCUAUCUAGAUUUAUACAACCUUUAUAACGGCGUUAGCUAUCCAGUUGAAACUUGUGAUCAAGUUUGUAAAACUAUACAACUUUGUUCCAUCGUUGGUUUAUUUAGAUCACAAUUUAGUCAAUGUCUUGUUUAA
Molecule: messenger RNA, 2523 nt
Organism: Heterostelium album PN500
Lineage: Eukaryota; Evosea; Eumycetozoa; Acytosteliales; Acytosteliaceae
Gene: sgmC
Product: metallophosphoesterase domain-containing protein
Exons: 9
Coding region: 1-2523 (840 amino acids)
Molecular function (GO): hydrolase activity
Source: RefSeq, a predicted model, not a curated record